AUGGAUCAAACAACGAUAAAGGAUCGACAAAUUCAAGCAAACUGCUUGCGAAGGAUUGCUUUUCUCGGAAUCGCACUCUCAUCUAUUUCAACUUUUAUAUGUAUUAUAGCCGUACCAAUGUUUUACAACUAUAUGCAACAUAUGCAAUCAGUUAUGCAAAGCGAAGUUGAUUUCUGUAAGUCAAGAUCGAAUAAUAUUUUACGAGAAGUAAUACGUACUCAGGCUUUAACAAAAGUUGGCGGCAGUGUACCUAGUAAACGGCAAGCUGGUUAUGGAUAUGAAUCAACUGAAAAUGUACCAAACGCGUAUGGUGCAUACGCUCCGUAUGGUUCCAGUGCUGGUGCAGCUGCUCCAUCACAUGCGGUAGAAGGAACUGUACGUUCUAGUGGUUUGUGCUGUGGAUGUGGUGUAGCUCCGCAAGGACCCCCUGGUGCACCAGGCGCUGAUGGAAGAGAUGGAGUUGAUGGUGAACCAGGUACUCCUGGUCGAGAUGGACCUGAUGCACCAGAAGCGACUGCUCCACCUAAAGCACCAACAUGUACAAAUGAAUGUGAAGAUGCACCACAGGGUCCACCAGGCAGGCCCGGACCUAAGGGAACCCCAGGCAAACCAGGACAACCAGGAAAGGAUGCUGACGGUGGAAAACGAGGACCACCAGGCUCAUCUGGCCAAGCUGGGCCACGAGGACCACCAGGACCUGCAGGACCGAAAGGUCCUCCAGGUGUAGCAGGCAAACUUAACGAAACCCCUGUGCCUUCUGGACCACCAGGUCGUCCCGGUCCGGCUGGCCCACGUGGUCCUAAUGGACCAAAGGGAGCAAAUGGGAAGGCAGGUCCACUUGGUCCACCAGGGCCUGCUGGCAAUCCAGGAAAACGUGGUCCGCCGGGAAAGGCAGGAAGAGCUGGAGAUACUGGUCAACAAGGAGAGCGAGGAGCUUCAGGUGCAUGCGACCAUUGUCCUCCACCACGAACUGCUCCUGGCUAUUAA
Messenger RNA from Dracunculus medinensis (Guinea worm), 987 nucleotides. NCBI's taxonomy places the organism in Eukaryota, Metazoa, Nematoda, Chromadorea, Rhabditida, Dracunculidae. The record is from the annotation of a GenBank genome assembly.